Molecule: messenger RNA, 522 nt
Organism: Nerophis lumbriciformis (worm pipefish)
Lineage: Eukaryota; Metazoa; Chordata; Actinopteri; Syngnathiformes; Syngnathidae
Source: RefSeq, a predicted model, not a curated record
AUGUCAUCAAGUCGUAAACAUCACCUCAAGGGUGUGAUGCUGGCCAUCGCUAAAGGUUACCUUGAGCAGGAGGCCCGUCAGCGUGAGGAGGAGCGGGUAGGCUACAUGGCUCAGUGCUGCCCUCCGCUGGUGCUGCCUAACACCAUGCAAGCCCUACAGGAGUUGUGCAGGGAGAUUCACCAAAAGAUCGACGCAGUGGAUGAGGAACGCUAUGACCUUGAGGUAAAGGUCAACAAGGCCAACAAGGAGAUUGAAGACCUCAAGAUCAAAGUCCAGGAUGUGACAGGCAAGUUUAAAAAGCCGACGCUGAAAAAGGUGCGCAUGUCAGCCGACGCUAUGUUGAAGGCGCUGUUGGGCUCCAAGCACACCGUCAAUAUGGAGCUCAGAGCCAACCUCAAGCAGGUCAAGAAGGAGGUCAAGGACGAGGACAAGGAGUUGCGCGAUGUCGUCGACUGGCGCAAGAACAUUGAGGACAAGUCGGGCAUGGAUGGCAGGAAGAAAAUGUUUGAGGGCGACGCCUAA